UUGGUGACGGACUGAAAGCAAACGCGGAGUCGACGCUGGAGGGAGAUUUGAGGCGCGUGGAAGGUUGUUGGCCUCAAACUUGGCUAGCGAUUUUUGUGCUUCCUGCGUUUGUCGUUAUAACUUAUUCUUUACAUCAUGUCAGAGGACAUCGACAUAAAAACAACGCCGAGAGGGUUUCAGUGCACCCUGUGCAACGUCAAUUUAUCCAACUCGGCAAGUUUGGAUCAGCAUCUGAAAGGGAAGAAGCAUCAGACACUGAGUGGCGUGCGCGCCACUAGAAAGACCCAGGAAGACCACAGCGUGUUCGUUGGUGGCAUCAAUCCUGAGAUCUCCCAAACUGACUUAGCGGAGUAUUUUCAGCAGUUUGGGUCAGUCGCAGAUGUCAUCAUUGACAAAGACAAGGGUGUGUAUGCCAUCGUGCAAUUCAGCGAGACAGACAGCAUCCAAGCAGCUCUGUCCUGUAUUGAGCAUAAGCUGAAAGGCCUGAAGCUGCGCGUCAAACCUCGGGAAAAGAAGAAUUUCAAGUUGAUUCCCAAGAAGAAGAACGAUCCCGAGAACCUCCAACAAGUUCUUGACUGCCUUAAACCCGACUUGUGUCAGUUGGUGUCUGUGAACGCCCAGAUGCAGCAUGUUGUUGAGCAAUUUCAGCUGGGAGAAAAUGAAAAGAAUGCCCGAAGCUUGCUGGUUCAACUCAUGCAGGAGAUUUUUGUAGAGUUUUUCCCAGACAGCCAGAUUCUCCCAUUUGGUUCAUCUGUCAACACGUUUGGCAUCCAUUCAUGUGACCUGGACCUGUUCUUAGACCUAGAACACACCAAGGUGUUCCAGGCUCAUGCCAAGUCAACCACAGAACAGCCAGGGGAAGGCGUGUCAGACGAUGGGCGGUCUGAGGACUCUAUACUGUCUGAUAUCGACCUGUCCACAGCCGCUCCAGCUGAGGUUCUCGACCUCGUGGCGAUGAUCCUGAAACGCUGCGUCCCCAGCGUGCAUAAAGUCCACGUGGUCAGCAGCGCUCGUCUCCCCGUUGUCAAAUUCCAUCACCGUGAGCUUAACCUGCAGGGGGACAUCACCAUUAAUAACAGACUAGCAGUAAGAAACACCCGCUUCCUCCAGCUGUGCUCAGGGAUUGAUGAAAGGCUGAGGCCUCUUGUGUACACGAUCCGGUACUGGGCCAAGCAGAAGCAGCUUGCCGGUAAUCCCAGUGGUGCCGGUCCCCUUCUGAACAACUACGCUCUCACGCUGCUGAUCAUCUUCUUCUUGCAAAACUGUGAGCCUGCUGUCCUCCCUACAGUGGAUCAGCUCAAAGACUUGGCCUGUGAGGAGGAAGAGUGUGUGAUUGAAGGCUGGAACUGCACCUUCCCCAGUCAGCCAAUUGCUGUUCCCCCCAGCAAGAACACUCAGCAGCUCUGUACCCUGCUGGCUGCCUUCUUCUCCUUUUAUGCCAAGUUUGAUUUUGCAAGUAGUGUUAUAUCUGUUAGGGAGGGCCGUUCAUUUCCAAUCACAGAUUUCCUCAGUCAGAAUAAAGAGGACGAUGCUUUGCAAGAGGACCAGUCCACCAAGGCCCAUCAGCAACGUCCCAAACUUGGCCCCCUAAACCUCUUAGACCCCUUUGAGCUUUCCCACAAUGUAGCAGGAAACCUGAAUGAACGGUGUCAGCGCAGCUUUCAGAGGGAGUGCCAAGAGGCUGAGAAGUACUGCCGCAGCCUGCAGUAUCAGCGAAAAUCUACUAAGGGGAAACCGUGGGGCCUGGUGCGCUUAUUUAGCCCACAUGGGGAAGCAACACCGUGCAAAACAGAGCAGCUGACCAUCAGUAUCCCGUUCAAGUCGGCCUCGCUCCCAGAACGACUGCGCAACGAACUGCACGCAGCGGGAGACGGUUUCCGGCUGCUGUGGUUUCAGAGAGUUUGCUCUGCUGUGGAGGAAGUACUGAAAAACAUUCUCAAGUGUCACCUCGCUCCCUCUAAAGAUGCUGUAUUUGGCGAGGACUCGUCCAUUUCUGCUGAGGAAAUGGAAACUACACAAGCUUCUGUCACAUCGUCACUCAGUGACAGCUUUGACGGUGCUGAAGCCCAAAUCGAAGCCAGCCCUCUGGGUACAGUUGUUAUCGGUGGCAAGAGGCCGCUGUCUUCUGGCAGUGAUGCUUCGGUGUCGCCGCAAGGCAAAAAGCCAAGAAUGGCGAGACGAGGGAAGCCUGAGCUCCUGGCAUGGAUGUGCAUGCAAAAACACGUAGUGUGGGCGGGCAGGAGGAAAGUGAAACGGGAGCUGAUCAAAGAUGCUGACUCGAGGCCAGAGGGCAGCUGUGUGGAGCUGGAGUCCCAGGUUACGGCUUUCAUCAUUGAAAAAGAGCCAGAGCUCAAGGAACCCCUGGAGUUUAAUGUUCAGCCCCAGAUGCUGGGAGGAACAGAAAGCACAAGGGCAGUGCUCAAGUUAGAGCCGAGCAGCGACAAGACAGGAGUGUUUCAAGACUUCUUUCAUUUCCUGGAAGCUUUCUUACCCAAGAUGGUAGAGACAUUGUUAGAAAAAGAAGAGGCUAGUGCUUAAAAGGCAAUAUGUUUCCCUAAAUGAAAGAUUUUUUUUGUAUUAGUUAUGAAAAAAAGAUGCAGUAAAUGCUGUGUAAAUGAAUCAUUAAAAAAAGGGACAAACAGCUGUCUAUUAUAUGUUUUUAAUGGUUUUCAUUCAUACUGUACGUUUGUACUUCUGAGUUCUUGAAUAUUUCACAUUUGAGGUUCUGAUUGGCCCAUUUUUAAGUUUAACGUGACUUAGUUUUACUGUCUUAUUUUUAAAGUCAUUCUGUUUGGUUUAACAGCUCCACAUCUUGUUUUCAGCUGAAUAAAGUCCUUUUGUAAAAA
Maylandia zebra (zebra mbuna) is the source of this 2846-nucleotide messenger RNA. It is a transcript of the gene tut1, whose product is annotated as terminal uridylyl transferase 1, U6 snRNA-specific. Gene Ontology annotation, cellular component: nuclear speck. NCBI's taxonomy places the organism in Eukaryota, Metazoa, Chordata, Actinopteri, Cichliformes, Cichlidae. Gene Ontology annotation, molecular function: RNA binding; zinc ion binding; poly(A) RNA polymerase activity. Gene Ontology annotation, biological process: RNA 3'-end processing. The record is from RefSeq and is a predicted model, not a curated record.